GGCCGUUCACAUCCUGCUCUUCUAUUGGGUCUCCGGGAUGACGUCGAGCGCAGCCAGCCAAUGAAGAUUGGCCAUGGGCGGUGCGUUCAGCCAAUGGGACCAGGGCGGGAGAUUUGAAAGUGUCUCGGCAGGGACGGGAUCGGGCAAAUUCGGCUGCUUGCAGCUCUCCUCCCCUUUCUCUCUGAGGAUGGCCCAGAAGGAGAACGCCUACCCCUGGCCCUAUGGCCGGCAGCCGUCUCAGUCAGGCCUGAACACCCUGCCCCAGAGAGUUCUGUGGAAGGAGCCCACCACCCCGUCCGCACUUGUCCUCAUGAACCGCUCCAACGGCCAGCCCGCAGCUGUCCCUGGCCAGAAGGUCGUGGAGAACAGCAAUGGGGCGCCGAACUUCACGCGGCCGCUCACGAUCGAUGACUUUGAAAUUGGGCGUCCCCUGGGCAAAGGCAAAUUUGGAAAUGUGUACUUGGCUCGGGAGAAGAAAAGCCAUUUCAUCGUGGCACUCAAGGUCCUCUUCAAGUCUCAGAUCGAGAAGGAGGGCGUGGAGCACCAGCUGCGGAGGGAGAUUGAGAUCCAGGCCCACCUGCAGCAUCCCAACAUCCUGAGGCUCUACAACUAUUUCUAUGACCGGCGGCGGAUCUACUUGAUUCUAGAGUAUGCCCCCCGAGGGGAGCUCUACAAGGAGCUGCAGAAGAGUCGCACCUUCGACGAGCAGCGGACAGCCACGAUCAUGGAGGAGCUGGCGGAUGCUUUGAUGUACUGCCACGGGAAGAAGGUGAUUCACAGAGACAUAAAGCCCGAGAAUCUGCUCCUAGGGCUCCAGGGGGAGCUGAAGAUCGCUGACUUCGGCUGGUCUGUGCAUGCUCCCUCCCUGAGGAGGAAGACAAUGUGCGGCACCUUGGACUACCUCCCCCCAGAGAUGAUCGAGGGGCGCACGCACAACGAGAAGGUGGAUCUGUGGUGUAUCGGGGUGCUCUGCUAUGAGCUGCUGGUGGGCAACCCCCCUUUCGAGAGUGCCUCACACAACGAGACUUACCGGCGCAUCGUCAAGGUGGACCUCAAGUUCCCCGUUUCUGUGCCCGCGGGGGCCCAGGACCUCAUCUCCAAGCUGCUCAAGCACAACCCCUCCGAUCGGCUCCCCCUGGCCCAGGUCGCAGCCCACCCUUGGGUCCGGGCCCACUCCCGCAGGAUGCUGCCUCCGUCCGCCCUGCAGUCUGCCCCCUGAGGGUCUGCGCGGCUUACUGAGCUGCGUCUGCUCGUGUGUCUGGUUGUGCAGGCGGAAAGGAGGGCUCUGGCUAUUCCCUUAUCUGUCUUCUGCCUCCUUUUUAUUUAAUAAACCUGUAGCUUUUUGUA
Messenger RNA from Chinchilla lanigera (long-tailed chinchilla), 1347 nucleotides. RefSeq names its product aurora kinase B (gene Aurkb). Gene Ontology annotation, cellular component: chromosome passenger complex; spindle pole centrosome; spindle midzone. Gene Ontology annotation, molecular function: protein kinase activity; ATP binding. Gene Ontology annotation, biological process: protein phosphorylation; regulation of cytokinesis; mitotic spindle organization. The coding region runs from base 74 to 1219 and encodes 381 amino acids. The transcript is spliced from 9 exons. The record is from RefSeq and is a predicted model, not a curated record. Lineage: Eukaryota; Metazoa; Chordata; Mammalia; Rodentia; Chinchillidae.